Cryptococcus deneoformans JEC21 is the source of this 3419-nucleotide messenger RNA. RefSeq lists its product as hypothetical. The record is from RefSeq and is a predicted model, not a curated record. Gene Ontology annotation, molecular function: hydrolase activity. The transcript is spliced from 11 exons. NCBI's taxonomy places the organism in Eukaryota, Fungi, Basidiomycota, Tremellomycetes, Tremellales, Cryptococcaceae. Bases 74 to 3355 code for a protein of 1093 amino acids.
UGUUGUUUAUCCUUUGGAGAAUACAAGGAUCGAAUGCUUAUGGCCACUCUCAUGUCGAUAAGAUACCUCUAAAAUGCCAGAUUUACUCACACCACAGGCUCUUGCUACCGCCGGUCCGCUCUUGCUCGACACCCUUUUCAAGCACUAUCUUUCUCCACGACAACAUUCGGAUGAUGACAAGAAUAAAGCGAGGGAAGACCUCAUGUACGAUGAAGCCUUUGUGCUCAUGAAGACAUUCCUCGAAAUGGCUACAAAGCAUCCUGUUGCUGCAUUGCAGCGCUUUGGCCAAGUUCGCACAUUAUCUCCACCGUGGGUCGCUGUACACCGCGUUCAAGUCCCGUUUCCUUCCCUUCAGUUGGCCGCUGAAUACAUGAUCACUGCCUUUGGGGGCGAAGAAAUGGCUUUCAAGGUGGCUGGCGGUACAAAAUGGUGGCAAGUUCGUGCCGGGCAGGGCGUCGAGGCCGAGUGGAUCGUGAUGAAGAAGGAUUGGAAAGAUGUGAUCGCAGAGGAGAAGAAGGAAAAGGGGAAGAGGAAGGGGAAAAAGAAAGAAGCUGAAGGAGAGCCUGAAGAUAAUGAAUUCUUGCCUGAGAUGGACCGUCUUCGAUGCAUGUUGUACAUUCAUGGAGGAGCAUACUACUGGGGCUCCAUCAACACCCACCGUUAUACCAUCUGGCGUCAUGCCCGUAAAAUGCAUGGUCGAUGCUUUGCUGUCAAUUACCGCAAAGCUCCUCAAUACCCUUUCCCUUGCGCGAUCCAAGACUGCCUUGCAGCCUAUCUUUAUCUGAUCAAUCCGCCCCCUGGAGCACCGCAUCGCCCAGUCGACCCUAAGUCCAUCGUGCUGGCCGGAGACUCUGCGGGCGGCGGACUUUGUUUGGCGUUGCUGCAGAUCCUGAGAGAUACACCAGGCCUGGAGCUACCUGCAGGUGCGGCUUUGCUGAGUCCCUGGUCAGAUUUAACCCAUAGUUUCCCAAGCAUCUUGCAGAACACAGCCACUGAUAUUGUUCCACCAUAUAGUUUCAUACACAAACCGUCGUCUCUCUGGCCUCCGCCUCCUCCUACCGUGACCCAGGCGGUCCAGUCUCGCUUACGGUCAAGAGUCAAAGAAGCCGCCGCUCGCGUUCGUGAUCAUGACAAGGAAGCAAAAUCCAGAGAGAGCCAUUCAGAAGGGACCAAAGGAGAUAAGCUGUAUUCGGUUGUAUCGCGAAUAUCGGCACGUUCUCAUGGCAAAGCUAACGAGGGACAUGAAAACGCCGGAGGUGAUUCCAGGAUAGAAAGCCCCAAUGCUGUUCAUGCUUCUGCCCCUACCGGUGUAGAAGCAUCUGACCCGUCUACUUCUCCAUCCUCGACGCUUCAUCCGACAACUUCCUCUCCUUCAGACCCGAAAGCUCAUCCUGCUCCCAGAGAAGGCCCGCACAAUCCUUCAUUCGCCAAUCCCGCAUCCUUAUUUUCCACUUUAGUACCACCUUCUCCUAAUGAGACACGACCCACAACCCUUGCCCAAUGCACCACUCCUCUUUAUUUGAAGGUCAAAGACGAGAAGGUUGUGCUCGAUACUCAGAUUCAAAUCUACGCCACAAAUGCGCAAUUGUGUCACCCAUGGGUGUCUCCCGUUUUGGGAUAUUUGGGCGGCUUACCGCCGUUGUAUAUCAUGUGUGGUGAUAAAGAAGUGUUGAGAGACGAAAUCAUCUAUUUGGCCCACAAAGCAGCCAAUCCGUCGGCUCAUCCUCUGCGACCCGACGUCGUAGCCCUUUUGCCUUCCCUCGAGGGUAUCGAAUCGCGCUACGGCCCAACGAAUGUGCAUCUUCAAGUCUACGACGGGGUGUGUCAUGACCUCCCGCUUUUUUCAAUGACCACAGCAGCUAGAGGGUGUUUCCGAGCUAUUGCGAGCUUUGCGAGAUACGUGACGCCGAGUACACCUGGGAGCCUCUACAUCGGGAGAAAUUCUAACGCUGCAGAAGAGAGUGAGAUAUCUACUCCUGCCACUCCGAAUACUCUCAUCACCCCCAUCGACCCAGUCGAUCCAGAGAAACACAAUAAAAUUCUUGGUGCCCCCAUGGAUUCUUCCCCCGUACAAGUUACCCCUCGUUCAUCUCAAGCCAGUCUACGUCCUCCUGGAGUUACUUCCAUGCCUUUGCGUCGAACAGAACCUUUGUUAUCUGAGAUCCCAAGCUUGUCUGGGCUCGCUAUGCACGACAAUGAUCGAUGUUUCGAGGAAACAGUUGAACUCGAAACGACCCACGGAAAAGUCGAUGGAAUGAAGGAGAAGAAGAAGAAUGAAAUGGGUAUACUACCCCUUCGUCGGAGAACGAGUCUCCCUGAAAGUUCCACCCCUUCCGGAAGCGGACCACAAAGUACAGCCAUGACUCCCACUGCUAGCGCCACCGGCGAUCAAGUCCUUGGUGACGAAACAGGCCCCCGCUUCGCCUUUGGAGCCGGUGAUCAAACGAAAAAGGAUAAGGGGAAGAGCGUGGAAUUUGAAAAGCGAGAAGAAGAAGCGAAAGAAGAAGGGGAAGAAGGAUUCUCGGGGCUGAAUGACUCGAGAGCAAAGAAGGGAGAAGCAGGUUGGCCAGGGAUUUAUCGUGGAGACAACCCUUUCACGGAUCAUAUGAUCCGCGAACGAGUUUCCAACACCGGCGUGACACGACCUCUGACUCCUCCGUCCGAGAUCCAAGCACUUACUAUGCCCCGUGAAGAGAUCGGUAAGAUUAAAGAAGGUCCUGCCAUGCGAUACAUCAACGGGCAAACGCUUUGGGAUAAGAAGUACAGAAGAACGGGAGAAAGGGUGAAGAAGAGGCGCGAGAGGAAUUUACUGCAGGCGCAUAAGGCUGGAGAAAAGAUUGGAACAGGACUUGACGGUGUCAUAAGGGAAAGUAUGAGGGCUGAGAAGGCAAAGAAGAGGAAGGAAAUCAUUAAGGAAAAGAUCAAAGGGAAAAAGUCGUACGAAGAGGAUGAAGAAGAAAGUGAAACCGAGAGUGCAGUGGAAGACGAACCAACAACUGUGAGAACCAGCAUGACUUGGACGUGGGCGUUGAAGGGUGAAGCCCCUCCUCCGAGCGCUAUCGUAUCUCGGCGUGAUUUCUCUGAAGCGCGUCAGUUGGCUCUGAUGGCCGAUCGUAUUGACUCUCCAGCAUCCCAUUCCACACCUCUACACGGGCUUAAUAUCUGGGUUGGGCUAGCGGGGUUCUUCAGUACCAGUGCAGAAAAAGAAAAGACCAAGGCGGUCUUGAAGCAAGUCAAAGAAGAAAAAGGAAAGAAGGCUAUAUCAGUUGAAGAUGAUGCAGGCGAAGUUGGAGAAACAAAGAAAAGUAGAGGAAAGGUUUGGAAAAUGUUCCGUUGGGGUUGGGGCAAGAAGUGAUAAAUUGUAAGAAAUAUAGAAAGUUUUAGAAUCAAGAAAUAAAUGCAGAUGAUUCUAUCCAUGG